This is a messenger RNA of Striga asiatica, 1887 nucleotides long. Lineage: Eukaryota; Viridiplantae; Streptophyta; Magnoliopsida; Lamiales; Orobanchaceae. The record is from the annotation of a GenBank genome assembly.
AUGUCUGACUAUCUUCCUCAGGAAGUAUGGGCCAACGUUUUCCUCUGGCUACCCGUCAAGACGCUCAUCGGAAUCAGGUCGGUCUGUAAGUAUUUCGACCACAUCAUCCGCAACCCCUCUUUCAUUUCCGACCACCUCGCAAUCUCCAAACAAAAUCAAAUCCCUCUCGUUCGAUUCCUUAGGGGAAGAGAAAAAUCCAAGCGAAAAGAGCACUACGCUCUCAUACCCAAUAACCUCGAAUACCUCGAAGACAUUCGAGAAAUCGAUUUCCCAUUUAGGUCUGAAUGCUACAAACAUUUCAAUGUAAUCGGAGCCUGCAACGGGUUGAUCUGUUUGUCCGAUGAGAGUUACUGUCGCUCUCGUGGUAUUAUACUGUGGAACCCGUCAAUCAAAAGGUACUUAGCCCUCCCCAAACCUCAAUUCUCUCUCAAAUCCCUCGAGGGGUUUUAUUUCUCGUAUGUGGUCGGUUUCGGGUAUGACUGCGGGUCAGACGACUACAAGGUGUUGAGGAUUACAUAUGUGGAUGUAAUCAGAAUCGGGAAAAAGCGGCGUGUCGACCCGCCUAAACCUGGUCCCGUGGUUGAGAUAUACACGGUCAAGUCGGGGUCUUGGAGGAAUUUAAAUAUAGAUGAGCUAACUUGUCCUUAUCAUUUUUGUGGUACCAAUCAGGCUUUCGUGCAGGGAUGCUUGCAUUGGCUGAACGGGUCAUCUUCGAUUAGUUGUUUUGAUUUGAGAAAUGAGGUGUUUAAUGGCGGGAUAGGCUUACCCGAGGGUGUAUACGGGUGGAAUUCUCACUUGGCGGUGCUCGGGGAAAAGCUUGCCAUUGUAGAGGAUCAUCACAACGCGGUUAAGGGGAUUGCUAAUGUGUGGGCCAUGGAGGAGUAUGGGGAGGUGGGGUCGUGGAGGAAGCUGUACAAUGUUGAUACAAUGCCCGGAUUUUUCUUGUUCGUGGGGUUCACGGACAAUGGGAACAUAAUGGGCACCUUCGACCGUAACAAGCUUUAUUGUUAUGAUCCGGACAAGGAUUUCUUGAACAAUCUGUGCACUCGUGGGGCUGUGGACUCGUUCCACGUGGAGAUGUAUGUGGAGAGUUUGGUUCUAUUUGAUGGGGAGAGUGCCGUUCCCAGGUCGGAGGCUAUUACCUUGGAAGGUGAAGAUUGGGAUGAGUUCUCCAUUUAUAUAAACCAUGGUGGAAAAUUCAAUAGGACCAGUUUAGGGAUGGAAUAUGAUGGAUUUGGUUUUAAGAUUUUACAUGACUUAGAUGUCGAUAGGUUUGGUUAUCUAGACUUAGAGGAUGAAGUGCAAAACCUUGGAUACACAAGUUGGGGUCCGUUUUAUUACAAAGUUCCAGGGGUUGAAAGGCCUGAUUCUAUGAGACUUGUCCAUAAUGAUGAUGGAGUAAUGGAGAUGAUUGGAUAUGUUCAAGAGAAGGUAAUUGAUGUUUAUGUGGAUAACUGCUUGGAAGAAGAAAAUGAGGGUGAUCAUAAUUACUCUGAAAUUCAGACUCAUGAAGAUGAGCAUAUUAUGAUGAUACCAAUGGGGAAGGACAAUACUGAGGGGAAAGGCUUUUCUGAUAGUGGUGAAGAUGAAGAUUAUGUGCCUGUAGAUGAGAGUUCAUCUGAUGAUGGAUUGUCAGAUCAUGAACUUGCUUCAGAUGAUGAAGAGAGAAUUGUUGCCAGGAGGAAUUUUAAGGAAUAUAAGAGGGCUGCUCCAUCUGAGGAGGAUGUUAGUUAUGUACAAGUGGAAUUUCCUGAUGAUCUACCAAAACCACAAUCUGAGGGUUCAGAUUAUGACCAUGUUGUAGUAUCAAACUCUUCCAGUGGUGAUGAGUUUGAUGUAGAUGAGGGGAGACCUUUUGGAUUUUGCAUAAAUUUGGGAUGGAAUUAG